CUCUGAGGUGCAUCGCAUACACUUUCUAGAGAGAAUUGGCAGAAUUUGCCGAGUAAGUGUAAUAACGAGGCGAGAAUGGUUAAGAUGUGUGACCGCCAAUAUUGGUCGUUAUUCUGAACGUCUACGUCAUAGGGUCCUGACUGAGAAGGGGAAGCCAUCUGCACGGACGAACCAAAGGCGCUGCCAUUAUUUGGGAAACGCACGGGGCAGAUGUGGCGUCUCCCUCUGCCCCUCCCCUCGCCGCCUUAAAUUGCAGCGAAAAGAAUCUGUCGCCAUCUAGCGGAGAGGCUGUGAAUUACAAUGAGAGUCCACGCUCAUUUAUUUGGUUGUGUGGAGGACCUUGCUGCCUUUUUUUUAUUAUUCACGCGUUGAGACUUCAAGAAAAAUUUGCAGCCCGGCGGGGCCAGACGUGAAUGCGUCAUUUCGGCUUUGUAACGCAAAAGCUCCUUCUCUGUGACGUCAUCACCACGCGUCUUUAUUUACUUCUGGUCCGGUGAGCCGCAAUGGAAGUAAACCGGGACGAAGCGGAGCGCUGCAUUGACAUUGCGACUGCGGCACUAUCAAAUGAUGAAGCGGAGAAGGCCCGUCGAUUCCUCGAAAAGGCACAGAGGCUUUUCCCGACGCAUAAAGCCAAGGCACUGCUGGAGUUAAUAGCAAAGAAUGGAUUUACUCCGAGACAGAGAAGCCACUCGGAGGUCAGUGGGGAAACAGGGCCUCGGCACCGCCAGACCCCCAGCGAAGAUGCCAGCCCUGAGGGAGACAUCUCAAGCACUGCCAAGCCAUACACUUCAGAUCAGCUGGAUGCUGUGAAAAGGAUUAAACAAUGUAAAGACUUCUAUGAAAUUCUUGGAGUCCAGAAAGAUGCCUCUGAGGAGGAACUUAAGAGGUCAUAUAGAAGACUCGCUUUGAAAUUCCAUCCUGACAAAAAUCGCGCUCCAGGUGCAACAGAGGCAUUUAAAGCAAUUGGGAAUGCAUAUGCAGUUCUGAGUAAUGCUGACAAAAGAAGACAGUACGAUCAGUAUGGAGAGGAAAAGAAACAUCCCUCAACAGAAAACCCCGAAAACGGGAACUUCGAGGCAGAUAUCUCACCGGAGGACCUCUUUAAUAUGUUCUUCGGUGGAGGCUUCCCAUCAAGUAAUGCUCACGUGUACACCAAUGGGCGAAUGAGAUAUCAGAGGCCAGAGAGACGGGAACGACACCGAGAUGGAGGACUGGCCCUCUUUGUCCAGAUCAUGCCCAUCCUCAUCCUGGUCAUUGUCUCAGCCCUCAGUCAAAUAAUGGUCACCAACCCCCCAUACAGCCUCAGCUUCAGACAGUCAGCAGGUCACACACAAAAGAGGCUGACAGAGAACCUAAAAGUGCCAUACUACGUUGGGGACCAGUUCUCCAAGGAGUUCAGUGGAAUGAAUCUGAAGAGUCUGGAGCGGUCAGUGGAGGAGGAUUACAUAUCCAACCUGCGCAACAACUGCUGGAAGGAGAAGCAGCAAAAGGAAGGUAUGCUGUACAGAGCUCGCUAUUUUGGAGACAGUGAUCUGUACCAAAGAGCACAGAAGGCUCGCACCCCAAGUUGUGCCAAGCUAUCAGAAAUCACCGCCUCUCUACAAGGUUGAGCUUACAUCCAAUUAAUAGAGUCAACACACAUAAGGUAACUUUAUCGGCUGUAAAUAGAUGAGCUUUAAUAAUCAGAAGACUGAAGACGACACGAUAACAAAACACCGCAACCAAACCAGCACCUCUCUCUCAGUAGGAAUACCCAAGAUGACCACCUCCUUGAAGAAUUGGGAUCUGGAGUUGAUCUGAACAUUGAGGUUUGAUUGUGGAAAAAACGUGGUAAAAAUAACUUCUCCUUCCCGGGGUUUGGAUGAACCCCAAGCCCCCGUUUUGAUGUGCCAUGAAGCUGACUGCCCUCCACUUCACCUCGAGGUUUUAGCAAGAAUGCAGUACGAACCCUGAAAGUAGUGAGGUAAGAUGUAGUCCUACCACUGUCCUCCAUGUAGCAGUUUAUUAGAUAUAUCACAGCCCUCUUCAGCUCUGUGCCGUCAAAACGGUGAAGGUGAAUAGGUUGAGAGUAAUUUUUGUGAUUUGACUUCACAUGCACAUUCUGAAUAUUUGAAACUAUGCAGGAAUAACGUGUAACCUCUAAUAAAUAUGUUCCAUGUCUAGGGUUUGUCAGACACUGGAAAACAUGACAUUUAUCUGUUUUGCUGUGAAUGCAAGAGGAAAAGAAAGGUCCCUGUACACACGAUGUCAAAUCAACGGUGUCUGACAAGUUCUGGUUUGGCGUAUAAAAGGUCUCUCCUAAACACCUAUCAUGGGUCGAAUAAAGCAAUUUUUGUCACACUGUUAAGUUUACAGUAUGUAAUUAUCGUUAAAUUAUUUGUAUUUAUUUUCGAAAUCGGUUAUGAAACUAGAAAAAACUGAUAUAGGCUUGCUCGUGUUUUUCCACUUGUUUUUACUCCCAAGUGAAAGAAAAUAAAUGUGGAUGGA
Lampris incognitus (smalleye Pacific opah) is the source of this 2487-nucleotide messenger RNA. RefSeq names its product DnaJ heat shock protein family (Hsp40) member B12b (gene dnajb12b). Gene Ontology annotation, molecular function: Hsp70 protein binding. Bases 504 to 1610 code for a protein of 368 amino acids. The transcript is spliced from 9 exons. Gene Ontology annotation, biological process: cellular response to misfolded protein. Gene Ontology annotation, cellular component: endoplasmic reticulum membrane. Lineage: Eukaryota; Metazoa; Chordata; Actinopteri; Lampriformes; Lampridae. The record is from RefSeq and is a predicted model, not a curated record.